AUGGAGGCAGCGUUGAGAGAAAUUCUUAACUCUCAAAAACAGUGGAUGGAACAAAUUUUAAGCAACAACCAAGCUUCAUUAGAGCGUUUGAUGAAUAAUUGCCCAUCCAGUAGUAAACCCACAAUACCCCAGUUCCAUGCAUUUGACCACGAAAAAGAAUCUUGGGAAAGUUAUCUUUUUCAACUCCAACAGCACUUUACGGCAAAUUCUUUGGAAGAUGACAACUUAAAAAAGGCACACUUUUUAUCAACAUGUGGGACCCAAACCAACGACUUGCUCAGGAAGUUGCAGAAGAAGAACCCAUCAUUGGAAGAAAUAGAGGAACUCACCACAGCUCAUGAAUCAACACAACAAGCUACAAAUAUUCUAAAAGGAAGCAGUACUUCCAAUCUAUCAACGACUGCAGAAGUUAAUCUCAUUAAAGGCUCCAAUAAUUAUUAUAAUAAAUCCACAAGUAAGUCUCAUGAUAAUAAUUUUAGUGUUAGAAAAUCGUGCCCAAAUUGUUUCGCUCAACAUCCCAGAGAUCAGUGCAAACACAUUGAUUCAAUUUGCGAUUUUUGUCAACGACGUGGUCACAUACGUAGUGUUUGCUUAUCUGCAAAACAGUCAGAAGCUCCCCACUCAUCAAAAGCUAAACCACGUUAUCAUUCUUAUCAGUCAACAAACCGCAAGCUACGUUCACGAAGCACGGGUGCCAAUCGACGUCACGGUAGUCGAUCAAAUCAGAGUAACCAACAACAAAAGCAGACAGAAUCUGCACACUCCAUCAACGAAAUAGAAGACCAAAACGUAAGGCAUGAUAGUGGAGUUGAAAUUGUUUCCUCUGCGCAAUUCGAGACCGAUGUGAAUAAAAACAAAAUAUUCGUCUCGCUUCAUAUUAAUCACUGCCCUUUGACUUUUCAGCUAGACACCGGUGCCACCUGCUCACUCAUUGGUCUUGAUGGAUAUUACAGACUUGGCAGCCCACAUUGUAAGCUUUCGUCACGAACACUUAAAUCUUAUGGAAAUAUUUCUCUGCCGGUUAAAGGUGUUCUUAACGUAAGUGUACAGUGGAAUACAAAAACAAAAACAUUACCACUUUUAAUUUGCAAUAACAAACAAUCCGCAAACAUAAUGGGUAUAAAUUGGUUUCAAGAAUUUGGUUUACAUAUUCAAGGUGCGAAUUCCGAUUCAGUUUUGCAAAUUGGAUCUGAUUCUAAAGACCAGCUUUUGACGGAUGCAAUGUCACUCUGCAAACAACAUGAAUCUGUGUUCAAAUCGGAAUUAGGUUGCAGUAAGUUUUAUGAAGCACAUCUAACAAUGAAAUCCAAUUGCCAACCUAAAUACUUUAAAUACCGUCCGGUGCCAUUUGCUCAAAAAAAAGCUGUCCAGCAGGAGCUAGAACGUUUGCGAAAGUUGGACAUUCUACGUCCCAUCGAAUCAAGCCAAUGGGCCGCACCCAUUGUUGUGGUAAAAAAGCCAAAUGGAACCUUACGCAUAUGUGGAGAUUUCAAGAUCACGAUCAACACACACUUAAGAAUAGAUCGCCAUCCAGUACCACGCAUAGAAGAACUUUUUCAGAAAUUGCAAGGAGGGCGAUACUUCACGAAAAUCGAUUUGUCCGAUGCCUAUCUCCAGAUACCUCUGGACGAAGAAUCGAAGAAAGUCUGUGUAAUUAGUGCCGAAUUCGGAUUGUUUGAGUAUCAAAGGUUACCUUUUGAUAUUUCCAGCUCAACUGGUAUCUUUCAGCGAUAUAUGGACCAACUAACUGCCAAUUUGGAUUUCUGCGUCUCGUACCUAGACGAUGUUAUCGUGUCCGGGCGUACAAAUGAAGAGCAUCUAAACAACCUCAAGAUUUUUCUGGAACGAUUAGAUAAUCAUGGUUUGCGAUGUCGACUUGCAAAAUGUCAGUUUGCGAAGACUGAGGUGGAAAACCUUGGUCAUAUAAUUGAUGCAACAGGCAUUCGUCCAUCGGAAACCCGAAUCAAAGCUAUCAUCAGUUUGCCUGAGCCAAAAGAUCUAAAGGACCUGGAAGCUUUUAUUGCUGCACCGCUCAACAAGCUAAGAGCUAAACACGAAGAUUUUAAGUGGGGAAAGGAGCAACAAAAUUCUUUCAAUAUUUAA
Molecule: messenger RNA, 2103 nt
Organism: Eupeodes corollae
Lineage: Eukaryota; Metazoa; Arthropoda; Insecta; Diptera; Syrphidae
Exons: 3
Coding region: 1-2103 (700 amino acids)
Source: RefSeq, a predicted model, not a curated record